AUGGAAUCGGGAAGUGAUCAUUUUGAUCAGGGCAUGCCUCAGGCCGAGGGACAAGGGCAGAUUCUGAUGGCAGCCCCGGCGGCAAGUCAGCCGUUGACUCUGUCAAAUCUGCGGCUGCAAUUACAGUAUCAUCAGCAGCAAGUAAAAUAUCAUCGGCAGAAACAAUUGCAAGUACUAUAUCAUCAUCAGCAGACAGCAGUUGCAGGGACUCGACCGGAUGGAGGCUUGGAGGAUGCAAAUGUACAAAAGUGGUCGCAGAUCUCCGGCGUCUUUUUUGGAGGCAAAGAAGAAGAGAAGGCAAGAGGAAUUGUUGGAGUUUGCACUCCAAUGUUUGGAGUACUAGAAAUAUGUCCUGUUUUCUUAACCACGCUCGAUUAA
Oldenlandia corymbosa var. corymbosa is the source of this 378-nucleotide messenger RNA. The record is from the annotation of a GenBank genome assembly. NCBI's taxonomy places the organism in Eukaryota, Viridiplantae, Streptophyta, Magnoliopsida, Gentianales, Rubiaceae.